AAAAAAAAUGUCAAAAUUCAUUUUGCUCAUCUCUGCAUUGUUUCUAAUUCUCACCUUUGUGCAUGCAAAUGUUCCUCUCCGAGGUCUUUCACCACACAAACAACAACCAUGGAUUGGACUUGGAGAUCGUUUACUUCAUACAUUUUUUAGUAAAACUCCAAUGCCUUUAAACAUUACACAAGCCAGAAAUUCAUCCGAUUGGAAUACACCAAUUGAAAAUGGGGCAUGCAUUCCAAAUCUUGGAUAUGGCUUCAUUAAUGAUAGAAUUGUUGUUUAUUAUACAAAAGCUGGUCAACUGGGUGGUUUUGGUGUUAGAGUUCAUGGAGUUUUAAGUCAAUUGGAACAAGCUAGUUUCUGGAAGAGAGUUUCACCUGAUGUUUAUCAAAUUGAAGUUUCUACUCGUGAUCCAGCUUUUGCAUGCUCUGGGCAAUUGGAUACAAAAGGAGGAGUUUUAGGAGAUCGAUUAUUGGUAGCUCCAAAUAGUAAAUUUCCAAUUUCAGUUCCAUUAACAGAAGCUGAAGCAGAUAAGGCACAAUUUACCAAAGGAGGGUGCAUUACGGGCAUGGGUACACAUUGGGGUUUUGACUUGGUUGAACAUCCAAACUUGUCAGGUUACAGUUACACUCUAAUGCCAGUCAUUCCAAUGUACCAUGAUGGUUUCGUCAGUGCAAUCCUAUUCUAUACUCAUCAAUUACAAGAAUUGUGGCCAGUUGGGCAAUGGGAAGGUCCAUUCAUUCCAUCAUUGUUUUGUAAGAAUUUCUGUUCAGAUAAUUGCAUGGAAAAGGAGAGUUCAUUUAGAGUAUUCUCAACCAUGCACUUUUUAUUCCAUGAUGCUAGUUUGAAUAAGUGUGAUGAUAGAUGUCCAUCCAUGAAAAAGAAAUAAAUCUAGUCCAAGUGGGUUAAAUAGCCAUCUGGAGAUAUU
This is a messenger RNA of Naegleria gruberi, 922 nucleotides long. RefSeq lists its product as uncharacterized. The record is from RefSeq and is a predicted model, not a curated record. Bases 8 to 883 code for a protein of 291 amino acids. NCBI's taxonomy places the organism in Eukaryota, Heterolobosea, Eutetramitea, Acrasida, Naegleriidae. The transcript is spliced from 2 exons.